CCCAGCUGGGAUGGAGGCCGGGGACGGGAAGGAGGAGAGCCUACAGCCCAUGGCACUGAGCCGCUUCCAGCUCUCCGAGGAGUACGGCUUCCUUCUGCCCAACCCUCUGACAGAGCUGCCACCUUCCUACAGCCCUUGGAUGGACAUUGCCCAGGAGCUGCCCCAGCUGAUCGCCAGCCACCAGCUCCGUGCACGCAUCCACCAGAUGCCACAGCUGAAUACUCAACACCUCCAAGGACGAGAGGAGCUGCACCUGGCUCACCUGGUGCUCAGCUUCCUCACCAUGGGCUACGUCUGGCAGGAGGGCGAGGAGGGCACCACGAAGGUGCUGCCCCGCAACCUGGCCGUCCCCUUCUGGGAGGUAUCACAGGCCCUUGGGCUGCCCCCCAUCCUCACCCAUGCAGACUUCGUCCUGGCCAACUGGAGGAGGAAGGAUCCCAGCGGGCCUCUGGAAAUUAAGAACCUGGAGCCCAUCAUAUCACUGCCUGGGGGAGAGAGCCUGCGUGGAUUCAUCCUCGUCACACUCCUGGUGGAGAAAGCAGCUGUGCCUGGCAUCAUGGCCACCAUUCAGGCCAUUCACGCUCUCCAACACUUUGAUGAUGAGCGCCUGCACCGAGCCCUGCAAGAGCUGGCAGAAGCCAUUGGAGACAUGGACAAAGCCCUGCAGCAGAUGCACGAUUACGUGGAUCCAGCAGUAUUUUACACCGUGAUCAGGAUCUUCCUCUCUGGCUGGAGGGACAACACGGCCAUGCCCCACGGGCUGCUCUACGAAGGAGUCUCCGAGCAACCCAUGGCGUUUUCAGGAGGCAGCGCAGCACAGAGCUCCGUGCUCCACGCUUUCGAUGAGCUCCUGGGGAUUCAACACAGCCAGGAGAGCACCACGUUCCUGCACAGGAUGAGGGACUAUAUGCCCCCUCCCCACCGUGCCUUCAUCAGGGACAUCAGCCAGGCUCCCUCCCUGAGGCAGCACAUCCUCAGCUCUGCAGACCCGCGGCUCCGUGAGGCGUUCAACCACUGCAUCACAGCACUGGUGGACUUCAGGUCCCACCACAUCGCCAUCGUCACCAAGUACAUCGCUGUGGCCAAGGCCAGGGCAAGGCAGGAAGAGGCUGCUUCCAUUGGCAAGCCCCCAGUUGCACUGGAGGCCAAGGGAACCGGCGGGUCACACAUCUUCAUCUUCCUGAAGAGCGUCAGGGACAGCACCAGACAAGGGCUGAUCAGUGUCUGAUGGCACGGUGCUUGCUUGCUGCACCUUUCUGCUCGUGCAGGUCUCAGCUCACUCCUCCCCACUGCAUCCUCGCCUGCUCUGCAGCAUCUCUUCAGGAUUUCAUGAUUCCAAGCUGCUCUGAAACACGAGCCUGCCUGGGGGAGGAGAGUGCUGCCAUCCAUCACCCCAAAGCACACAGGGAGCAUCAGCCCAAGGCACCAGCAGGAUUGUGCCACCCGAUGGCCUCUGUGACAUUGGGACUCUGCUGCAGGAAUAACACAGCCUAAUAAAGCUGCAGCUUCUAGGGAUGAACCGUGCUGCUGGGCUCGUUAAGGGGUGAUUCCCAGGUGCUCAUCUGCCCUAGAACUCCUCCAAGAAACCCAAACACGCUCCCCCGGCUGAGAGCCCGCUGCCAUCACGAGGUGGCAGCAGAAAGCUGCUUUUCUCCCGGUGCCGUGCAGCCGCCUGGGUGCGAGCUGCCAACAGCAUCACCGGUAGCCCAGUAAAGGGGGGGGGGGAAGGAAGAGAAGAUAAAACAAAACAUUAGUUUGCACUUCGGGAGUGCUGACUGCGCCAGCAGAUUGCAGGACAGCGUUUCCCACCGUGACCCAAAGCCUCUGACACCCAGACCCGGCAUCUUUUGGGCACAGACCCUCCUGCCUGCACAGCAGCAGAGCAGAGUAUUGCAGUGCUGGGACAGGGCACCAUUCUGAGCCCAGGGGGUCCCAGCAGCCACGGGUUACAGGCAUCUAGCUGCACUGCAGGCCACCAGGAGCGAGAUACAGUGAUUCUUGUGGCCCUUUUCAACCCAGGAUACUCCAUGGCUCCAUGAUGCCUGGGCUGGAAACAGCAAGCUGUCCAGUCUACAAAUAGGGCUCUGAUUGCCUUGCAUUUCAUUAUUACUUCUGUGUCAGACAGUUUUGCUUACUGCAAUGCCUGCUUCCAGGCUGAGUAACAGGCAGAAAUCCUAAACAGACGUUGCAGCCACGGCAGGACCACAAUUACUCACAGGGUGUCUGCUGGCAGGCACUGACUGCCCUGUCACUGCAAUGCUCCAAUCAUCCAGAGCCAGCUGGGAUGGGGAGAGCAGAAUGGUUCCCCUGGGGCUGUACACAGAGCUGCAGCCCUGUAUGUCUGCAGAGAUUCUCAGCUACACCCUGUGCACCCCUUCCCCAACCCAGGCUGCAGGAUGGGGGGGACAUGCAGCCACAUCAGUGCCAAGAUGGCUGGGAAAGCUUUUUCCACAAUGCCUGCUGUUCAAUUGGCCUGGCUUCACCAAGAAGCCCCAGAUUCCCCAGCAUCUCAGGGGAAAUCAGGCCAUGUACAUCCAUGCUUUGUCUGCCUGGGUCUGCUGGCACAGCCACCAGAGACAGAUUUCACACCCAAUCAGUGUCUCAGUGCAAAAAUAGCACUGGCAGUGCCACUUCUCCUGCACUAUCAGAAGAAAGUCAAGGUCCUUUGAAAUGAGGCUUCAUUCCCAUAAGGGCAACAAAAAGCUCAGCACACCGGAGCUUGAAUUGUUAAAGCUCCUUGCUAAAUUUUAUUUGGUGCCCUCUUUUGAAAGGCAGUCUUAAAACUGGAGCUUAGGAGGAAAUAUCUUCAGUAAACAACCUAUAGGAGCAUGGCAGCACCUUUAAAUCUUUAUCUGGCAGCCCUCGUUCCACUCCAUCUUCGUUCCUGAAUAGCUGCUGCAUAUUUUAUGUAGGAGAUAUUUCAUGCUGAUGAUUGUCUCGGGCUAUUACACUUCAGACCAUUUCAGGCAAACAGCAAACUAGAGUGGGGGAAAAGUCACUCCAGAUGCAAAAUGUAAUGAGGGCUCUCACAGUGAAAUGGGACAGGAGGGCCAGAGGGGACAUGGGACCCCCCCUGCAUGGCCCUCAGCUCUGCCAGUACUGCUUAGGGAUGAGAAAAGGUAGAGACAACUCACAGCUUUUCCAGGUGGACAAAGGAAGGCCUCAUUGUACCUGUAAUGCUAUAAUAUGAUGGAAAGUACAGCAAUACCAGCAGAGUGGCAAAGUCUUUGGCUGCAGUAGAUGAGGACAAGUCCAGAUGCAGCAGCCAUAGGUGUAGAAAUUAAGAAAAAGAGCUGCUUACCUUCAAAAGGCCACAGGUAGGCAGGGAUCUCCAGUGAGAAACCCUCACUUCCACUGCCAACCUUUAAAUGAGGGCUGGGAAGGGGAGGAUCCUGGCUCCAGCUCUUCUGGUUACUCAGGUGCAUUGCU
This is a messenger RNA of Lagopus muta (rock ptarmigan), 3429 nucleotides long. Its product is annotated as indoleamine 2,3-dioxygenase 2-like. Gene Ontology annotation, molecular function: metal ion binding; indoleamine 2,3-dioxygenase activity; L-tryptophan 2,3-dioxygenase activity. The coding region runs from base 11 to 1228 and encodes 405 amino acids. NCBI's taxonomy places the organism in Eukaryota, Metazoa, Chordata, Aves, Galliformes, Phasianidae. The transcript is spliced from 10 exons. Gene Ontology annotation, biological process: 'de novo' NAD+ biosynthetic process from L-tryptophan. The record is from RefSeq and is a predicted model, not a curated record. Gene Ontology annotation, cellular component: cytoplasm.